Molecule: messenger RNA, 1457 nt
Organism: Dufourea novaeangliae
Lineage: Eukaryota; Metazoa; Arthropoda; Insecta; Hymenoptera; Halictidae
Gene: Lim3
Product: LIM/homeobox protein Lhx3
Exons: 8
Coding region: 1-1455 (484 amino acids)
Biological process (GO): neuron differentiation; regulation of transcription by RNA polymerase II
Cellular component (GO): nucleus
Molecular function (GO): DNA-binding transcription factor activity, RNA polymerase II-specific; RNA polymerase II transcription regulatory region sequence-specific DNA binding
Source: RefSeq, a predicted model, not a curated record
AUGUCGGCGGCGGUGCAGCCGGUCGCGACCCUGCCGACACUCACCAGUGCCGUCCCGCCACCCCAUAAUCCGCUACACCAUACACCUGGGGGGCUGCCGUUGCCGCCGUUGGGCACGGCGCCGGUGAUGAUGCCGCGACCACCGACGAGCACCAUGCCGCCGCUUGGACCAUCUCUGCCGCCCUCGCAUCAGGACGCCGCCGACCUGGCGGAGGCUGCGCCCAACCAGGACGUCAUUCGGGCCCUGUUAGUGAGGAACAAGAAGCUGGAAGAACGGAAGAUUGAAACUCCAAGCUGUUUUUCGAUCAAGGAAGAACCUUCGAUACCGAAAUGCGGCGGUUGUCAGGAGGCAAUUUUGGACAAAUUCGUUUUGAGGGUUCUCGAAAGGUGUUGGCAUGCAAGGUGUUUAACGUGUCGCGACUGCGGGGCACGGUUGACCGGCAAAUGUUUCGCAAGGAACGGCCAUGUUUUCUGCAAAGACGACUUUUUCAAGCGUUUCGGGACGAAAUGCGCGGGCUGCGGCCAAGGAUUGGCACCGUCGCAGCUUGUACAAAGGGCACAGGAGCUGGUCUACCACCUGACUUGCUUCUCUUGCGCCCUUUGCUCCCGGCAACUGGAUCCUGGCGACGAGUUCUACCUAAUGGAGGACAGGAAGCUCGUCUGCAAGCCCGAUUAUGAACAAGCGAAGGCAAAAGAGUUGGCCGACGGAGGCAGUAUAGACGGCGACCAACCGAAUAAAAGGCCGCGGACGACGAUCACCGCGAAACAACUGGAGACCCUGAAAUUAGCAUACAACACCAGUCCAAAGCCAGCGAGACACGUGCGAGAACAACUCUCACAGGACACAGGACUCGAUAUGCGCGUAGUUCAAGUCUGGUUCCAGAACAGGAGAGCAAAGGAAAAGAGACUGAAAAAAGAUGCGGGCAGGACUAGAUGGUCCCAGUAUUUCCGAAAUAUGAAAGGGACAGGCGCUGGUGGACAUUCACCUAGACACGACAAACUCCUCGAUAAAGACGAACUCAAAGUCGAUCUUGAUUCUACUUUCAGUCACCACGAUUUGAGUAACGACAGUUACGGCACAGUGGUGAACAUGGGAUUAGAUGGCGAAGGCGCGAGUCCAGGUGGGGGUGGAAAUGGGGCUGGCGGGGGUCCUCCACGCGGAUAUUUAGGUGCAACAACUCCCCCUUAUCUCUCAACGUCCAGAUCACCGUCCUUACCACCUCAGUUUCCAUAUCCACCGGACGCUGGCCUCUCCGUCUACACAACUCUCGGUGGCGCUGGCAGCAUGGUACCGGGACCGGCGUCGGAUUUGAGCAACGAAUCGAGCGGCGGCGGCGGCGGAGGCGGUGGCGGUGGUGGCGGAGGUGGUUACCCGGACUUUCCACCCUCGCCCGAUUCAUGGCUCGGCGAACCACCACCUCCCCACGCUCACCACCAUUCCCACUACGGCACAUAACC